Messenger RNA from Mytilus trossulus (common blue mussel), 3516 nucleotides. RefSeq names its product UDP-glucuronosyltransferase 2B10-like. The transcript has 2 exons. The record is from RefSeq and is a predicted model, not a curated record. Gene Ontology annotation, molecular function: UDP-glycosyltransferase activity. NCBI's taxonomy places the organism in Eukaryota, Metazoa, Mollusca, Bivalvia, Mytilida, Mytilidae. The coding region runs from base 100 to 1644 and encodes 514 amino acids.
GACUGCAUUAAAUGUUAGACCUAUUUAGAUAUCAAGUGAUGAAUUAACACAAUCAUCAGUUAAGAUCCAUUCGGCGAUUUAAUAAUCAACAACUUCAGAAUGAAGUUUGGUUGUCAAAGAUUGAUUAAAACAAUGACGCUCAUAUGUUUGUUGUACGCCUAUGCUGUAGAGUGUAAAAAGAUCGAUGUCAUAGUUCCACCAUUAUGGAGUAACAUCUUGCCAGUAUUAAACGUUGUAAAAGAAUUAAAGAAGUACAGCCACUCAGCAACAUUUGUUUUGUCAACCGCUAUGGACAAGAAAAUACGAAUGGAAGGAAUAUCUGUGCAAUCUGUGAUAGCAAAAAGUUUUGAUAAUAUAUCAAUGGAUAUAGUAACACAAGUUGUAGCUGAGAAAUUGAAUCGGUCAAAAUCUUUUCCAUUUUAUCAAAUAUUGGAAAGAGCAUCUAAACAUUGUCAUAACUUUAUGACAGAUGAUGAGCUUUUCCAACUUUUAUCAUCUGAGAAGUUUGCCUAUGCUAUCGUUGCCAACGCUCCUGGUAUUCUAUGUUAUGAAAUCCUUGCUUACAAACUUUCAUUGCCGUUUGUUUUCAUUGGUGCACAUUAUGACUCUUUACUGAAUCGUAUACCCUUUAACCCCGCCACCACACCAGUAUUAUGGUCAGGAUUUACAGACAAAAUGACUUUUGCACAACGUGUCUUAAACUCUCUGUUCUAUAUCAUUCAGCUGAUCAAACCAACAAUGCCUUCUUUUGAAAAUCUUGUGAGCAAGUAUGUUCCUGAAAAGCCUUUAAUAUCAAACAGCGAACUGAAAAAUAGCUUUAUUCUACAGAUAAUUGAUGGCGAUUUUUUAAUUGAUUAUCCACUUUUAACUUCACCGAAUGUUAUUAUGUGCGGUGGUUUAGGAACAAGAUCAGCUAAACCUUUAACGUCUUGGUUAGAGACAUUUGUAAAAAAGUCUAUAGAAGGCAUUGUUAUCGUUUCAUUCGGAAGUAUAAUUAAGUCAUGCCCUGAACAAAUGUUAAAUACAUUUCUUUUAGCCUUUCAAAAGACAAAACGCUUGAGUUUUAUAUUUCAGUAUGGAGAUGAUAAAAAAGAAAUAGGUAAUACUUUACUAUUGCCAUGGUUACCACAGAAUGAUCUACUUGGACAUGUUAAAACGAAAUUAUUUAUCACUCACUGUGGAAAGAGCAGCGUCUUUGAAGCUCUCUACCAUGGCAUACCAAUGAUAGGGUUUCCGAUAGUUCACGAUCAAGGUGCAAACGCUGCUAUUAUUGAGGAUAAAGGUUAUGGAAUAUCAAUGGAUAUUCUAAAUUUUUCUGCAGACGAAUUAGUUAAAACAAUUGAAAACGUAGCGUCUAAUAAAACGUUCAAAAACAAUAUCAAUGCAGCGUCUGAAAUAUUCCACAGUCGUCCACAGACACCGUCACAAAGAGCAGCCUAUUGGAUAGACUUGGUAAUAAGAUAUGGAAAGCAACAUUUCAGACCAUCAUCAAUUGAUAUGCCGUGGUACUCUUAUUAUAUGAUCGAUAUUUAUCUGUUUAUCACAGUUGGACUUGUCUUGGGAUUUUACUGUUUUAAACUUUUCUUAAACCUUUGUUCCCUAAUAUGUCAUAGAAAAAAGAAUGUAAAAGGAAAACAGGACUAAAUUGUAAAGCUAAGUUCCCGAAUUGUUUGGCUGUUAUAGAGUCUCAGGUUUUGUUAACGAAUGUUGCAUUUACACAAGACUCAUCAGUGUAACCCGAAUCAACAGUUUGAAAACCAAAUAGAAUAGACAAAAUUGAAGAGGUUAGAAAACAUAACUCCAAAUUAGCUGUGCUAAAAAGUGAUGACUAGUAAAAGGUAAAUAAAGGCAACAACAGAAUCGGUGUUCCAAAGAAAUAAACCGAUGGAGAGAAAACAUUCGGGUUGCAAACUAUAACCGAGGAAAAAACAUCAACUAUAAAAGAACAAUAAAGGAACAACAGGAACACUGAACUUUUAGAUAACAAAUGCCAUAUUCUUGAAUGGGUUCAGAAAAAGAAAAAUGGUAGUUUGAACUUGGUUUUAUGGCUAACCAAACCUGCCACUUGAAACCUAAGUGUUUCGAAUUCUUUUAUUGUAUGACCGAUUUGUUUACAUAUAAUGUUAACCUCGUCAGUGACAUUUUAUACUUAUAUCUGAAAAUUGACAUUGUGAGUCGAUAGAGAACAAAAGAGUACAACUUACCUUAUGGAAACCUUCAAUUUCUAUGUAGCAACAUUCCAUCAGCGCAUUCACAUGGAGAAUAAUAAAUCCCUAAUAAGAACGAUAUUGCUUAGCUUGCAAUUCAUAUCGUGAUUUUAAUGAUAGACGUUUGCCGCUUACAAAGAAUCUCCUUUCGAAAAAAACAAUUCGGAUGCAAUUACAGAUUGUCGUAACUCCAUUCCGAUCCUCAUUUCCUCGAAUGUAUCAUAAAAAAAUAGACUUUCCUACCUGGUUUGUAGUUACAUGGACAACACAUGAACAAUACAGGUGCCUCAUGUAGAGCAUGAUCUGACCAUUACGGGGGUUCUAUAGAUAUUUACCAGUUUUAGUCCGUAAAAACUAGUGAACGUAAUCAUCUAUAGCGAAAAAGGAUUAAAUGUGGGAGCUUAAAUGUUCAAUAGUAGUUGAGAAUUUUUCGAAAAAUUGUCUAGCGACCUCUUAAUCUUAAGGUGGGCACAUUUUUUUAAUUUUUAUUAGCAUAUACCGGCUUGAUAUAAUUUUAAAUAACGGCCUUUGUUUCUACAACAGUAAAUAAAAUAAUAUACAUAACAAACAUUCCUUUAAAAGAAUUGUACAGGAAACACACUCUGAAGCUCUUAAAGUCAUACAAGUCUCUUGUAAUUAUAUUAUUUCAAGGAAAGAAUUCAAUUCAGUUUGGAAUUCACGUUUAAAAAAACGGCUUUUGUUGCAUAUCCGGCCGAUUCAUUACGUAUACUGUGGAUACAUUUAUUUUAGCUGGUACCAAUUUUUCAUUGAUUGAGAAAAAACUUACAUAUUCGUGGAUAUCUAAUUGUGUGAUUUUGGCAAAGUCUAAAUAUAUUCAUGAACAUUUUAAUUUUUGGUCUCAAUGCACCUACGAAAUCCAUAAAAAUGAGUAUCGAACGAAUAUCAAUCUAUCCACAUUAAUUGAAAAAAACCCACAACAUUAUCAGUAACAUGAAGGAUUUUGAAGGACAAUUUCACUGAUGAAACAAAGUUUUUCUACUAUAUGUCAUCAUUGCAUAUAAUAUAAGUUAUUAACAUUAUAUUAAAUCAAUCUCACCAUAAAAUACACGAUAACAAUAAUUUUAAUUAAAACAAAAUUGAUAACAGCAGAGAUCAUUGUGCAAUUCUAGUAUGGUAGAUGGUAACAGAGAGGAAUUUAUUUUUCAAUUUUUAAUUACCUAGGCAGAUUUUUCAUCUUGCAAAUUAAGUUCUAAAUGAUAAAUGACAUUGCUUGCGGUUAUCUUUCAAAUGUGAUCAAUUUGUAAUGAUGUAUUUUUCUUGAACUAUGAAAUAAAGGAAGUGUUUUGAA